AUGAAGGCGCCGCUUGUCAGGGCCCUGCGUGCCAAGACGCCAGACCUGCGCAAGGUCGCCAGCACCUGGCUUGACCGAUUUGCCGCGGACCGCCACGCGGCCCUAGCGGAGCUGGUGCAGCUGAUCUUGGUUGUUGCAGAUCUGCCAUCGCAGACCACAGUGGUGAAAGAAGAUCUCCAGGACCGAGAGCCGAACGAGGUGGUCACGGAGCUCACCGCGAGCCUGGCCCUGGAGACCACGGAGCGAGGGGCGGACUUCACACAGCACUGGCUCGUGUCACGUGAGAAGGGUGCGCAGAGGGUUCGCGAGAACUAUCCCAACAUCUGGCGGGAGCUGGUCUUGGCGCCUCCCGUCGAUGCCCUGCUGGGGAAUUUGCUGCAGCUGCUCAGGGCUUGGACACUGGCAUUUGCCGAGUGCCUGCGACCCAGCGAUGUGACCCCAGCGGCCAAUCACCGGUCUCAGUGA
Molecule: messenger RNA, 465 nt
Organism: Symbiodinium natans
Lineage: Eukaryota; Dinophyceae; Suessiales; Symbiodiniaceae
Source: the annotation of a GenBank genome assembly